GUGGAGCUGCGGGAGCUGGCCCAGGAGCAGCAGCAGAAGGAGCUGGCGGAGGCCGUGAAGAAGGAGGACAGCACCCCCAGCCUGGGCUUCACCGGCCCCCGGGGCGCCAGCUCCGGCCUCUCCCUGGGGACCCCCAAGAAGCCGGACGAGGUGCCGGGGUCCAUCCUGAGCCAGAGGACGAGCAGAGGCCGUGGGACGAGCUCCAUGAGCCGCGUCACGUUCGGCGUCCCUGACCCCAGCCUCGGCCAGCUGUCCAGCAGUGCCUCCUUUAGGGAACGCAGCUCCAGCACAGCGCCAGGGACCCUGGUCAGCACCAGCGCCAGCGGGGCCCCGGGCUCCAGCCGGGCCUCAAGCCGGGGCCGCGUAACCUUUAGACCGGUCAGCUCCAGCAGCUACCUGGGCUCCACUGGCUACGUGCAGUCCAGCAGAGGCCAGGAGAGCUCGGGGAGCAGAGGCUUCAGUUCGGGCAAGGGCCAAGCGUCCAGCACCGGCCGUGCCUCCAGCACCGGCCCCAGCUCCUCCGCCAGCAGAGACCCCCGGUGCUACUACUAGGGCGCCCGGCCCGGCCCUGCCCCUGGCUCUUCGCAGGGUCUUCUCUGCCUGUCUGCUUGCCUGGGGCCCUGCCUCUCCGUCUGUCCCCAGCUGUCUCCUGCGCGUCUCUGGUCCUCUCCAGUUUCAUUGCUUUCUGCCUCCCAAUCCCCCAGGCUCAGUCUCCGGUCCCUUGUGUGUCUUGUCCCCGUCUCUGCCCCCGUUGAUCCCCUGCCUCCUGCUCUGCUCCCCCGUUUCCAGCGCUUUCUUCUUUGUCUCCCAGCCUCUCCUGGAGUCUUGGGUCUGUCGCUGAAGUCCCUCCUUCCCCACCCUCCCCAGGAGCCCCCCAGGACCUACCAGAUGAGCUGUGCCCUAGGAAAUAAAGGUCACAGCCUGGCGGCAAGCAUGU
Messenger RNA from Oryctolagus cuniculus (rabbit), 937 nucleotides. The record is from RefSeq and is a predicted model, not a curated record. Lineage: Eukaryota; Metazoa; Chordata; Mammalia; Lagomorpha; Leporidae.